AUGUCUCGUCGACAUCACAGAAAGUCCAAAACCGGAUGUCUCGAAUGCAAACGGCGGCAUAUCAGGUGUGACGAAACUCAUCCAACAUGCAUCAACUGUGGCACAGCGGAGAUCCGGUGUUCCUUUCUCGAUCGCGAAACUCCUUUCUCUCUUAGGAAUGGUCCCGCUCAUCCGGCAGCCUCGAGGAGCCCUAUCUCAACCACAGUCUUAACACCAGUCCCCGGGCGCGGGCCCGAAGAUGCUACCAGCACACAAGCACCACCCGACCCUUACAACCUCAACUUGACCCAUCUCCAGCUUUUCAACAAUCUUUCCAGCGACGGGUUUCUGUCUUUGGAGGAGUCAGGGGAGGCGGCUCUACCAGCGAGCAUGUACAUCAAACACGCUCUCACGUCACCCUAUUUGAUGCACCAAGUACUUGCAGCCUCAGCCUUACACUUGAGCACCCUGCAAGUCGAGUCACGUAACUUUUAUCGUGAAUACGCAACCGGCCUGCAAAACCGCGCCCUAGCACUCUUCAAGGAAAGUCACCCGGUCCUGGAAGCGACUCAGUCCAACUGCAUUCACUUGUUCCUAUUCUCGUCCUUGGUCGGGGUCCACGUACUGUGCGACACACUCCGGUAUGAGAGAGAUAGCCUCGAAUGGUUUGUCGACAAAUACACCCAUUGUCUCAACAUUCACCGUGGUGUUUUGGCCAUAGUCGACCAAUGUUGGCAUCUACUGGGCGAGACCGAAUUGGCAGCUCAUCUAAAAUUCUCGCAAGAGCUGAUGCAGCCACAAGGUGCAACCGGAUCGGAAUGUGACAUCCUUCAAGACUUGAUCGAUGCUGCACAUUUGACCCCGGCCUCUCUAAAGGCAUAUCGAGAGUCAAUCAUGCACCUCCAACGUGUUUUCGACGCCCAGCGUGCGUUUCCAGGAAACCAAACUCGACUGUCUAUUGUCUUCUCAUGGCCGGUGCUUGUCUCCCCCGACUACAUAGAUCUGCUGCGCCACGGGCACGCAGAAGCCCUGGUCAUUCUCGCCCACUACGGUGUGAUCUUGCAUCGUGGUCGAGACAAGUGGCUGAUUGGCGACGGUGGUCAAUUCCUGAUUGAUACGAUUGGUCAAAGACUGGGCCCUGAUUGGCAAGAAUGGUUGAGAUUUCCAAAGACCACUCUUCAGGAAGGUUUGAUUGCCUCCAUUUGA
Molecule: messenger RNA, 1185 nt
Organism: Capronia epimyces CBS 606.96
Lineage: Eukaryota; Fungi; Ascomycota; Eurotiomycetes; Chaetothyriales; Herpotrichiellaceae
Exons: 2
Coding region: 1-1185 (394 amino acids)
Biological process (GO): regulation of transcription by RNA polymerase II
Molecular function (GO): DNA-binding transcription activator activity, RNA polymerase II-specific; zinc ion binding
Source: RefSeq, a predicted model, not a curated record